AUGUGCCCCAUACAUUGUGCAUUCAUCGUUAACACUGCAUCGGCAGCUGCAGUCGUUUCUGCAACGGGUCUUUCUAUUCAGCUAAUAAACAAUGCCGAUGAAACAGCGCUCAUAACUCAUGCGAUUCUCUUCUUUGCUAUUAAUGUUGUCGGUUUUUUCGUGUUCUAUCCACUGGAACUCGUACAACGAAAAACGUUUCGGGAGACGAGGAAAUGCGUGGAGACGCGGAUGAUGCUUGUCAGGGAGUUGGACAAACAGGAGAAGAUACUGCUCAGCGUACUGCCGAAACACAUAGCCUAUGAGGUGAAAGAUGACAUGGAAGGGCGUGAGAAAGAACAAAUGUUCCACAAAAUCUACAUACGGAAGCAUGAGAAUAUCAGGUGUCGUUCCCAAAGGGAUAUCUCCCGUGCUUUGGAGGAUUUCUGGGCCGGUUCUGGGCUAAGAAUAGAGGAACGAAUUAAGAGCGAAGAAAUUUGUGAAAGUAGUAAGUAA
Haemonchus placei is the source of this 492-nucleotide messenger RNA. Lineage: Eukaryota; Metazoa; Nematoda; Chromadorea; Rhabditida; Trichostrongylidae. The record is from the annotation of a GenBank genome assembly.